This is a messenger RNA of Carcharodon carcharias (great white shark), 2090 nucleotides long. RefSeq names its product zinc finger protein 229-like. Gene Ontology annotation, molecular function: DNA-binding transcription factor activity, RNA polymerase II-specific; RNA polymerase II transcription regulatory region sequence-specific DNA binding. The record is from RefSeq and is a predicted model, not a curated record. NCBI's taxonomy places the organism in Eukaryota, Metazoa, Chordata, Chondrichthyes, Lamniformes, Lamnidae. The transcript has 4 exons. Gene Ontology annotation, cellular component: nucleus. Gene Ontology annotation, biological process: regulation of transcription by RNA polymerase II. The coding region runs from base 384 to 1664 and encodes 426 amino acids.
AGCAUACGCGGUCCGUGGAGGCAGACGGGGAGACAGCUCAAGCGAACGGAUUUAAAAUGAGGAUUUUAGAAAGAACGAGUGCGGACCCAGAGCCGAAAACAAACCCAUGAACAGAGAGAAGGCUGGUGGGUGAGCGACACCUCCAUUAUCCAUCAGAAAGAAGGGGAAUGGGAAUUGGUGGAGAAUCGAGAGUUCCCGAAUGUUACCCCUCCCGCCUGGUACAGAAAUUUCCUCGGCAUGGGAAUGGAGACAAGUUCAAUCCAAGUAAUGGACUGGUGUUAGAAAGCGAGGAUUUGCAGUUGGGAAACUCAAUCCAAACAUCAUAUCAGGAUCUGAUGCAGUCGCCCAAUUUAUCGUAACCUGAAUGUCGUUGGAUUUUGAACAUGGAAGGAAAAAGCACCGUUCACAGUGGGGAGAAACUGUACACGUGUUCUGUGUGUGGCCGAGGCUUCAGCCGAUCAUCUGACCUGUCAGAACAUAAAUGCAGUUACAAUGAGGAGAAACCAUGGAAAUGUGGAGACUGUGGAAAAGGAUUCAAUUACCCAUCUGACCUGGAAACACAUUGGCGCAGUCACACUGGGGAGAGACCGUUCACCUGCCCUGAGUGUGGGAAGGGAUUCACUACCUCCUCCCACCUGCUGACACACCAGCGAGUUCACACUGGGGAGAGGCCGUUCACCUGCCCUGACUGUGGGAAGGGAUUCAUUGAUUCAUCCAACCUGCAGAAUCACCUGGAAAUUCACACUAGCCAGAGGCUGUUCACCUGCUCCAAGUGUGGAAAGAGAUUCACUCAGUCAUCCCACUUGCUGAAACAUCAGCGAACUCACAGUGGGGAGAGACCUUUUAAAUGUCCAGAUUGCGGGAAGUGUUAUAAAAGCUCCAGAGACCUGAUGUCCCAUCAGCGUGUUCACACUGACGAGAGACCUUUUAAAUGCCCAGACUGCGGGAAGAGUUUUAAAAGUUCUGGGGAAGUGAUGUUCCAUCAACGUGUUCACACUGAUGAGAGACCAUUCAGGUGUUCUCACUGUGGGGCUGGGUUCAGGCGUUCAUCUAACCUCACUGUACACCAGCGAGUUCACACUGGGGAGAGGCCGUUCACCUGCUCUGAGUGUGGGAAGAGAUUCACUCAGUCAUUCCAUCUGCUGACACAUCAGCGAGUUCACACGGGGGAGAAACCAUUCACCUGCUCCGAGUGUGGGAAGGGAUUCACUCAGUCAUCCUACCUGCUGAGACCAUUCACCUGCUUCGAGUGUGGGAAGGGAUUCACUCAGUCAUCCUACCUGCUGACGCAUCAGCGAGUUCACACUGGGGAGAGGCCGUUCACCUGCUCUGAGUGUGGGAAGGGAUUCGCUUUGUCAUCCACCCUGCUGAGGCACCAGCGAAUUCAUACCGGGGAGAGACCGUUCACCUGCUCCAAAUGUGGGAAGAGAUUCACUCAGUCAUCCCACCUGCUGACACACCAGCGAGUUCACACUGGGGAGAGACCGUUCACCUGCUCAGAGUGUGGGAAGAGAUUCUCUAUGUCAUCCACCCUGCUGAGGCACCAGCGAAUUCAUACCGGGGAGAGACCGUUCACCUGCUCCAAAUGUGGGAAGAGAUUCACUCAGUCAUCCCACCUGCUGACACACCAGCGAGUUCACAAGAGUGAUGAGAAGCGGAGUUGACAGAUUUCCAACCUGCAUGAGGAGAACCCACUGGAUUUCAAAUCCACCGUCUUAACCACUCGGCCACAACUACUCGGGAAGGAUGAUAGAAUGGAUACGGAGUGUUACAGAGAAAAAAGAUAUUCGGUCCAUCCAGUCUGUGCCCUUCCCUCACCCUUUCCUGGUCACCUGUAAUUUACUGUCUCUGUCUCUCCUUAUUCUCCCGACCAGAAUGAAACACUGCACAGCUCAGCUGCCCCUUGCCCACAUGAAGAACUUUCUGGAACAACCUAGCAGAGCAAACCACCCAAAACUUUAGCAGUGGUGGGAUUCAAACCCACAGCUCCAAAGAGACAAGAUCCUAAUUCCAGUACCACACAUUGCUCAACCACAUGACCACAUUCACAUCUGGAACAUUCAAAAUGACUAAUAAAGUCAUGAAAGAUG